AGCUGGAAAGAGUAAAGGCCAGGAAACACAAUACUGGGACGAAAAGCUUUUGUGACGAAUGAAAGUCCCUUUUCAGUCACACAAGAUGUUACUGUUGUAUCUGGGAACGUCUUUGGGAUUCCAGUCACUGUUCAUGACACACCAGGAGUAUAUGAGACUCAGAUGCCAUUCCAACAUAAGAGUAUUUUCCAGAGUUGUGAAGCUGGUCCCUGUGUGUUUCUGCUGGUCAUCAAAGCCGACAGAUUCACUGCAGAAGAGAGAAGAACUGUGGAGAAGAUUGAGAGAUUUUUGGGACCAAACCAUUUAAAUAAAACCUGGAUUCUCUUCACCAGAGGAGACGAACUGGAUAAAGGAAACACCACAAUAAAAGAAUUUGUUGUGAAAAAUGAAGCAUUGAAGACACUUGAGAAGUAUGAUCAGAGAUACCAUGUGUUCAACAACAUGAAGAGAGAAUCAAGUGACCAGGCCAGACUGCUGCUUGCAAAAAUCAUCCAAACAUCAUUUCUGUUAAAUGCAUCAGAAGGAGGGAUGCUCAGACGAAUCACAACGGUCACAACAUUCACUCGUGAUCUUGAUGUCACCAGACGUUCAUCUAGAAGGAUUGUUCUUCUGGGUAAAACUGGUUGUGGCAAGAGUGUAUCUGGAAACACAAUACUGGGACAGAAAGUGUUUAAAUCUGAGAUUGACUUAAAUUCAGUAACCUGUCAAUGUUCAGUGAAUCAUGCCACUGUUUCAGGUAGAUCUGUGACUGUAGUUGAUACUCCUGGAUUCUUUGACACACGAGAUGAGGUGAACACAGAUGAGCAGGUAAAGAAAGAGAUAGCAAGAAGUGUUUAUUUGUCCAGUCCUGGACCGCACGCUUUUCUCAUUGUGUUCAGAGUAACUGACAGAUUCACUAAACAUGAGCAGCAGAUUCCUCAGCAGAUUGAGAUGAUGUUUGGUCAGGAGGUGUUAAAAUACUCCAUCAUUCUCUUCACUUAUGGAGAUCUGCUGAAAGGAAAGUCCAUAGAGAAUCUCAUUAAGGGGAACAGUCGAAUGAGACAUCUAGUUCAAGAGUGUGGAGACAGAUUUCACGUCUUCAACAAUGAAGAUGAGAAUAACAGAGAGCAGGUGAAUGAUCUGCUGCAGAAGAUUGACACAAUGAUAGAGCAGAAUGAUGGAUACUACAGUAAUCAGAUGUUUCAAGAUGCUCAGAGAUUCAGACGAGAGGAAGAAAAGAGAAGACAGAGAGAGGAAGAGUGGAAAAAACAACAAGAGGAGAAUGUAAAAGACAGAAUCCAGAAUAUCAGAGCAGAGUAUGAAGCUCAUCGACUUAAAGCAGAGAGACAGAGAGAGGAAGAAUGGAGAAAACAACAACUAGAGAUUGAAAGAGUCAGAAUCCAAAUGCAGAAAAUGAGAACAGAGUAUGAAGCUGAAGUGGAAAGACUUACAGCAGAGAGACAGAGAGCAGAAGAAUGGAGAAAACAACAGGAGAGCAGAGAACAAAGUAACCCUGAAUUUGAAGAAUUUUAUAGGCAGUAUGAGCGUAGGUUCAGUUUUUCAGCUUUUAUAUCUGGUACGAAACAUACUGGUAUUGGUGCAGUUGUUGGUUGUGUUCUUGGUGCAGCACUUGGAGUUAUUUCUGGGCCUGCUGGUGUAGCUGUUGGUGGAGUUGUUGGUGGAGUUGUUGGUGGAGCUGUUGGUGGAGCUGUUGGUACAAUGUACAGAGUUUUUAAAGAGUAAUGUGGAACAAGUUAUCAUGGCCACUGGUGUAGGAAUCCUAAAAUCACAUUCUGACAAAAACCCUCCACUCUUCAAUCGGGAAAAGGGCCCAGAGGAAUAAGUAAAAGCAUCUUCUUUAAUGAAGGAAUCUUUAGGGAUGUAACCCACCAAUAAAAUGAAAUAGCCAGACUGUCCCCCCAGUAUUUGAUAUUUGUGAUGCUGCACAUUACGCAGUGCUAGCUUUAUAGGAUGACAAAAGUUUUAAAAGUUACAUUUUUAGGCUCGUCUUCUGCAGUGCUCUAACAGUGCUCAUCAAUGUCAAAAUAAGUGAGAUGGCUAGUCAAAUUAAAUUAAGUCAAAAGAAGGGCCUUUACACAAAAGAUGAGCAUGAAUUCUCACAUGACACUUAGUUUUAAUGGUGGAAGAGUGUGUGGUAAGGUGUGAGUAGGUAAACAUUUUACAUUUGACUGUUUUAUAAUAGAAAUGUUUAACGACUGACAGUAAAGCCCAAAGUAUACUUAAUUUUUCUAUGUGUACAUUAGCAUAUGCGUACAGUCGAACACGUAGCCUUUGAAGCAGGGGCAGAAUUAACCAAUAAGUGAAGUAAGUGGCCACUUAGGACCCCGACAUAUUUGGCAAACGCUCCAGUAUUUAUGUUCUGGAGAACACAAAGUGCUGAGUUCUGCAAGCUCGUGAAUCCUUUCAUUAUA
This is a messenger RNA of Cyprinus carpio (common carp), 2411 nucleotides long. RefSeq names its product immune-associated nucleotide-binding protein 8-like. The transcript has 2 exons. NCBI's taxonomy places the organism in Eukaryota, Metazoa, Chordata, Actinopteri, Cypriniformes, Cyprinidae. The record is from RefSeq and is a predicted model, not a curated record. The coding region runs from base 163 to 1722 and encodes 519 amino acids.